Molecule: messenger RNA, 4503 nt
Organism: Monoraphidium neglectum
Lineage: Eukaryota; Viridiplantae; Chlorophyta; Chlorophyceae; Sphaeropleales; Selenastraceae
Product: putative Protein strawberry notch
Exons: 29
Coding region: 1-4503 (1500 amino acids)
Biological process (GO): regulation of DNA-templated transcription
Cellular component (GO): nucleus
Molecular function (GO): histone binding; chromatin DNA binding
Source: RefSeq, a predicted model, not a curated record
AUGUCGUUAGAGGAUGUGGUGGCCGGGGUCCCUGGACGCGGCACAGAUGAUGAUGUGGAGGGCGGAGAGCGCGUGCAGCAGGUGUUUGCCGAGUAUCGCAGCUGUGUUACACGCGAGGGCAGUAAGCCACACCCGGGCGACAUUGCCGAGGCCAGCAGUCUCAGCGCCAUCCCGCUGCCGCCGACCGACUACCCUCUGUUUGACGCGCUGCCGCCCGAGCUCAUCACUGGCGGCAAGCUCAGCCAGCUGCAGCUGGAGGGCAUCCUGUACGCGUGUGCGCGCCACCAGGAGCUGCUGCCAUCAGGGGAGCGGGCCGGCUUCUUCAUCGGCGACGGCGCCGGCGUGGGCAAGGGGCGCCAAAUCUCCGGCUGCAUCCUGGACAACUAUGCGCGCGGGCGCAGGCGCGCUGUGUGGCUGAGCACGUCCAGCGACCUGCAUCAGGACGCCACGCGCGACCUGCGGGACCUGGGCUGCCACAUCCCAGUAAUCAACAACUUGCAGACGCUGGACAAGGAGACGCGCGCCCUGGGGCUGGCCAAGGACCUGCAGGAGGGGGUGCUGUUCAUCACCUACUCGACGCUGGUCAGCUGCGGCAAGGGCGGACGCAGCCGGCUCGACCAGGUGAUCGAGUGGCUCAAGGGCGACAGCUUUGACGGCCUCCUGGUGUUCGAUGAGUGCCACAAGGCCAAGAAUUUUGUGCCGGGCAAGGAGGCCCAGAGCACCAAGGUGGCGGCCGCCGUCAUCGAGCUGCAGCGCCGCCUGCCCAGGGCGCGCGUCCUCUACUGCAGCGCCACGGGUGUCAGCGAGGUGGGCAACACAGCCUACAUGACCCGCAUGCACAUGUGGGGCCCUGGCACCGCAUUCUCUGACUUCGAGGCCUUCUUGGACAGCAUGAAGAAGAGGGGUGUGUCGUUCCUGGAGAUGCUGGCGAUGGAGAUGAAGGCGGCCGGCAAGUACGUGGCGCGCGGCCUGUCAUUCAGGGAUGCCGAGUUUCUUGAGCUGGAGGCCCCCCUGACCCCUCGCCAGGCCGCCAUGUAUGACGAAGCAACAGAGCUCUGGAUGGCCCUGCGGCUGGGUCUGGAGCGGGCGCUGGAGCUGACGGGUGCGCCCGCCAGCGCCGGCGCGCCCGCGCAGCUGCGGCGGAACGACGCGUGGAAGCCCUUCUGGGGGGCGCACCAGCGCUUCUUCAAGAGCCUGUGCGUCUCGAUGAAGGUCCCAACAGUGGUCGAGGAGGCCAAGGCGGCGCUGCUGGCGGGGCGCUGCGUCGUCAUCGGCCUGCAGUCCACCGGCGAGGCGGCGGCAGACGCGGCCGGCCUGGAGCCGGGCCCUGUGGCGGGGUUUGUUGCGACGACACGGGAGCUGGUGGCGCGCUUCAUAGAGACCCACUUCCCGGUGCAGCGCGAGGUGACCAGCGAAGGCCUUGCGGCGGGCCUGAAGCCCCAGCCUGUGGCGGAGUGCCUGGCUCUGAAGGAGGAGCUGCUGCAGCAGCUGAACAGCCUGCAGCUGCCGCCCAAUUUCCUGGACCAGCUGAUUGACGAGCUGGGCGGCCCCGACUCGGUGGCGGAAAUGACAGGGCGCAAGGGGCGCGUGGUGCGGGACUGCGCGGGGCGGGCGCGGUAUGAGCUGCGGGCCAAGCCUGACAGCAGCGAGAUGGACUCCCUCAACGUCAAGGAGUGCGCCCAGUUCAUGGCGGGCAAGAAGCUGGUGGCCAUCAUCAGCGACGCAGCGUCGACAGGCAUCAGCCUGCACGCCAGCAGGCAGGCCCAGAACCAACGGCGGCGCGUGCACCUCACAAUCGAGCUGCCGUGGAGCGCGGACAAGUCUAUCCAGCAGCUCGGACGCUCCCACCGCAGCAACCAGGUGACGGCCCCCAUGUACAAGCUGGUCACCACCGCCGUCGGCGGCGAGAAGCGCUUCGCCGCCGCCGUGGCGCGCCGCCUGCAGUCGCUGGGCGCGCUCACGCGCGGCGACCGGCGCGCGGCCAGCGGGAUCGACCUGUCGGAGCAGAACUUUGACAGCCCCUGGGGGCGCAAGAGCCUGAGGCGUAUGUACGACCACAUAGUGCAGGAGUCGACCUCGCUGCCCAGCGGCGUAUCCCUGGCCGCCCUCCUCCGCGACUGCCCGGAGGAGCUGCGCGCCCGCUACGGCCCCCUGCUGCGCCGCGCGGCGCCGCCGGCCGUCUCGCAAGAUGCAGGCGUGGAGGCGGGCCCAGCGGCGCCGUCGGAGGCGGGCGAAGCAGCAGCAGCAGCAGCAGCAGCAGCAGCAGCAGCGGCAGGCGGGUCGCAGCCGGACCGUCUGCUGCAGCAGGCGCUGGGUGUGUCGCGGCUGCACGCGGACUUCAGGGACUGCUGCGACAUCAUGGGCAUCGGCCUGGGGGCGCCGCGCAGCGACACGGUUGCAGAGGAGCGGGUGGUCGGGGCAAGCAGCAGCAACAAGGACCUCGGGGACGUGCGGCGGUUCCUCAACCGGCUGCUCGGGCUGCCCCUGGCGAAGCAGAACCUCCUGUUCAGCUACUUUGCCGCCACGCUGGCUGCCGAGAUUGCGGCGGCCAAGGCGGAGGGACGGUUUUCUGAGGGCGUGUCGGACCUCAGCGGCAGCAGCAUCACGGUCAAGGGCCAGCCCAAGGUUCUCUGGUCCGAGCCCGGUGCCUCCACGUCGGCGCAGCGCACCCUGGUGCACACGCUGCUGGUGGACCGCGGCGUGCCCUUCCCGGAGGCCCUGCGGCGGCUGGAGCACGAAAAGGUGCCUGGCGACGACAGCGGCUUCAGGCGCAGCCGGCGUCCGAUGUUUGGGUCGCACAUGGUGCUGCUCGCCAUCCAGAAGCCGGGGCACAAGAACGUCUACAGCCUCGUGCGGCCAAACACAGGCGACUCAAUCUUUGACAUGGAGCGCUCUGAGCUGGACACCAAAUACACCCGCAUGUCGCCAGAGCAGGCGGCGGCAGAGUGGGAGGCCGCGUACGGCAGCAGCAUGUCGGCGUGCAUGCACGGCGCGAUGUGUGGGCAGGGGGCGGCCUGCCAGGUUGGCAGGCGGCAGAUCGAGGUCACCCUGCUGACGGGCUCUGUGGUGCGCGUGUGGGGUGUGCUGGAGGCGCUGCUGGAGAAGCGGGGGGCGGAGCUGCCAAAGGCGGACCGGGCCAUGAGGGUCGUGCGCGUGGCGCUCGGGCCGCGCGUCGCCAGCGGCACCGGCGGUGGCGGCAGUGGCGGGAGUGGCGGCAGUGGCGGCAGUGGCGAGGGACGGCAGCAGCAGGAGCAGGAGAAGGAGCAGCAGCAGGAGCAGAAACAGCAGCAGGGGGACCCACACGCCCAGGAGCAGCAGCGGGCAGCAGAGCUAGCGAACGGCGGUGGCGGCGGCGGCGAUGGGGAUACUGGUGGCGCUGGUGUGGCGUCGGCGGCGGCGGCAGCGGCAGCGGUGGCGGCUGUCCCUGCGGGCAGCUACCUUGUCGGGGUGCGCUACCCGGCCCAGCUGCUGCCAGAUGUGAAGGCCCUCCUCUCCUCCCUCCAGGCGGAAGCCGCGCAGCAGCUCGCGGCCCUCGCAGCCGGUGCGUUCGGCGGCGCCUUUGCGCUGGGCGGCAUGGGCGCGGGCGCGCUCGGCGGCGCCAAGCCGCACCUCCAGGCGCUGUCCAACGGCGCGGCGCAGCUGCAGGUCGCGCGGAUCGAGCCGCCGACCCCUGUGGACCCGAAAUCUGUCGCCAAGGCGCUGCGGGCGCCGAAGACGAUUCACGACUUCUUCCAGACGGUGGGCAAGACGGGGGCCUCCGCGACGCAGCAGCAGGACGCGGCGGCGGCGGCCGCGCUCGCGCCGAAGGCGGCACUCAGGGCGGCCCCAGCCGCUGUCGUCGGCGCCGCCAAGGUUGGCGCGGGCGCGGGCCGGAAGCGGGCGGCAGCGGUGGCGGCGGCAGGGCAGCAGCAGUUGAGUUUUGCGCCGCAGCAUAAGAAGGCGGCGCCCGCGGGCCCCCUGGCUGCGAAGCAGCAGCAGGCGCCCAAGCGGCAAGCGUUGCAGAAGCAGCAGCAGGGCCAGAAGCGGCCGGCGUCCGUCAUCGAGAUCGACGACUCGUCAGGGGUUGACUUGGGCAGCGGCGACGGCGGAGCAGGGCAGGGCGGCCGCGGCGGCGCGCAACGCAAGGGCGCUGCGGCGGCGGAUUCGGAGGUCACGUCGCACGCCCACGCCGCGCCUGCAGCGGCUAACUGCGUCAGCGGCGUGGUGCCUAAUAAGAAGCAGCGGGUGGCGGGCGCCCUGGGACACGGCAGCGGCGUCGCCCCUUUGAAAGCUGCCAACGGCGGCGGCGGCGGCGGACUCCUUGCAGGCGGCGGUGCGUUGUGUGGGAAAGGCGCCAGCGGCACGCCCAAAGCCAAUGGCCCAGGCGGCGGUGCUUGCUCAGCGGAGGGCGUCCGCGCGCUGCUUGGCAUGGGGUUUGCGGAGGCGGAGGCGCGGCGCGCGCUGUGGGCGACGAGCGGGAGCGUUGACCGGGCGGUGGAGUGGCUGGUCAACGGCAGUGGCUGA